UAAGUUCUAUAUUUGCAGAAAGAAUCAAGAUUUAGGAUUUUGCAACAGCAAGCAUCAUAUGCGCUGGUUAAAGAUGGGAACUUUCGAGUGAUUCAACCUAACUUUCCUGUGAUAUUCGAAACCGACAGCCACGACUUCAGCUGGCGAGCAUUUUCAACGCUAUAUUGACCCGGCACAAGUCGAUACAAGCCCCCGGAAGGAGACUCGCCACGCUCCUCGAGAACCUCCUGCCGCUUCUUCCUUCUGCAUCCCAUCAUCAGCACCGCCCUGAAAGAAGAGAGGAAAAAGGGUACCCCACCAAAAUGGUUUUGGAGAUCUGCGUCAAGGCUGCCGCUGGAGCGCCCGACGUUCUUGGGGACUGCCCAUUUUGCCAACGCGUGAUGCUGACUUUGGAGGAGAAGAAAGUCCCGUACAAGAACAAGCUCGUCGAUCUCGGUAACAAGCCCCAAUGGUUCUUGGAGAUAAAUCCAGGAGGGAAGGUGCCACUGAUUAAGAUCGAUGAUCAGUGGAUCGCCGACUCUGAUGUGAUUGUUGGCAUUCUUGAGGAGAAAUACCCUGAGCGAUCGCUCACUCCUCCCCCUGAGUUUGCCUCUGUGGGCUCCAAAAUUUUCAUCUCCUUUGUGAAGUUUGUGAAGAGCAAGGACCCAAGUGACGGCACGGAGCAGGCAUUGCUUGAUGAACUGAAAGCGCUGGAUGAACACCUCAAGGCUCAGGGGCCAUACAUUGCUGGAGAAAAGAUAACAGCGGUUGACUUGAGUUUGGCCCCGAAAUUGUUCCAUCUCGAGGUUGCUCUUGGCCACUUCAAGAAAUGGACAAUCCCAGAAAGCUAUACUCAUGUCCACGGCUACACCAAGCUGCUGUUUGCUCGGGAGUCCUUCGUAAAGACCAAGCCAGCGAAGGAGCAUGUGGUCGCCGGAUGGGAGCCGAAGGUCAAUGCGGCAUGAAUCGCUGCUUCUGCGUUAUGAGCGUUAGUUGAACUCUUGUUAUGGAAGUGUGGUUGAGGCUUGAGAGCUCUCUGCAUAUUAGUUAAGCCAAUAAAUGUACCGACUCAUCUCACCCUUGUUGGGCUUAUGGUAUUUAUAAUUUUAAUGGUGUGGCCCGAGUGUGGUUUGAAUGGA
Molecule: messenger RNA, 1118 nt
Organism: Syzygium oleosum
Lineage: Eukaryota; Viridiplantae; Streptophyta; Magnoliopsida; Myrtales; Myrtaceae
Product: glutathione S-transferase DHAR2
Exons: 6
Coding region: 303-944 (213 amino acids)
Biological process (GO): protein glutathionylation; ascorbate glutathione cycle; cellular oxidant detoxification
Molecular function (GO): glutathione dehydrogenase (ascorbate) activity
Source: RefSeq, a predicted model, not a curated record